AUGAGUCCGCAAUUCCCCAUCCAAGUACCAGAACUCCAACGUAAUCGGCACUUCACUGCACGGGAGGAUGUUCUUGCGAAGCUGGACGCCGUCCUCAAUCCCCGCGAGCCAUUCAGCUCCUUUGCAUUGUGCGGCCUGGGCGGGAUAGGAAAAUCCGCGAUCUCGAGAGAAUACUUCAUAUCGAGGGCGCACAAGUUCGACGCUUGCCUAUGGAUUGCCUUCCAUCCUUGGCAAGACCACCUCCAGAGAGUCAGUCUUGAGAAGAUUGUUACAGAGCUUGCGCUACGGCUACGAAGCGACGACUCAUCAAAAGAGGCGAGAAAAAGAGCCAUGAUGGAUUCCGUCAAGGCCUGGCUUGAAAACCCAGGACAAAGCCCCAAAGGGAAGAAACUCACCUGGCUAAUGGUGUUCGACGGAGUGGACAAUCCAGACCAACUUCACGGCUUGUUUCCGGACGCGCAUGACGGCGCAGUUAUCAUCACGAGUCGAAACCCUGUCUUUGCAGAAUCGAAUUGGUCGACGACACUCAGUAUCCGUAUUUUGUAUCGACUGGGUGGCCAUCCUCGGUUCCUCGACCCCAUCGCAAGGUCGACUGCUCAAGAGCUCUCCGCGAUCAAGGAACUUGUCGCCGACGCAGAAUCCAAGGACCCGCUGUGGACAAGGACCCGCGCGCUCACAUCGGUCCUCGAAAACGAUUAUCACGGGUCACUGCAUACCUCCUUGAACCUAGACGAGCUGAGUCCCCACGCGAAAAACAUUUUGCGCAUGGUUUCUCUCCAAUGGCUAGCGGAUGUUGAGGAAAAAGGAUUCCUUCUUGGCCCCGAAGACCAUGUUGAAGAGAGAUUUGAAAGUACCCUACUCGGCGAUCCUUUCUUUGACCUGGCUCCUAGGUGGGAUGGCACUGUAGCCGGCGAACCAUACCGGAUGACGCCGGAACGAUAUGGAGGAGCACGAGAUGAACUUGUUGCGCAAUGUCUAGCGAGGCAGAAAAGUGAGCAGGGCGUGCUGUGCGUUCCUUGGUCGGUACAGGAGGUGAUGCGUCUUAGAGAGUCGCAGUAUGCUAGGGAGCCUCGAUGGAAGGUGCCUCCAGAGGGUUCAAAAAGCAAGGAGAGAUCCAACCAAAUCUCGGGCAUUUGA
This is a messenger RNA of Trematosphaeria pertusa, 1137 nucleotides long. RefSeq lists its product as uncharacterized. Bases 1 to 1137 code for a protein of 378 amino acids. The record is from RefSeq and is a predicted model, not a curated record. NCBI's taxonomy places the organism in Eukaryota, Fungi, Ascomycota, Dothideomycetes, Pleosporales, Trematosphaeriaceae. The transcript is spliced from 3 exons.